GGUUACUCGUAUAUGUAAUAAUUGAACGUUUCGUGUGCGCGGUUAUCUAUCGAUAAAAGGGUUCGGUCGGUGCUAGGACUAGGACCAUGAAUCAUGUUCCAAGAAGAAUCCACUUUUAAUUCACGCUAAAAGGCUAUCUCUUCGUUUCACACACAACGACAACCACCACUAUACAGAUACAGAGACGGACACAAAGUGCAUCGUUAACAAACUGUGAGGGGAAAAACUUUUUUUCGGGGAAACACGAUUUCCGCGUUGAGAAAAUUCUAAUUCUGCAUAGAUGAGAAAAUGACAUCAUCGGAAACGUUGACGUUGGAACGGAAUUACAAGUCAAACAUGCAGACGGUAUGUCCAAAUUGUAGGCACACGUAUCAGAACGACAUCCAUUCGAUUUGUCCGCCAUGUUACGAAGAAAAGAUGCCGGUAGUCCUCUCGUCGACCAUCCAUCUACCGUCCAACUGCUCUUCGGGCAUGAGCACCAAUUGCAAAGUGAACAUAAACGCCACCUACGACAUAUCGUUAUCGAAUAAAAACAAACAGCAAAGGCUACGUCAUUUAUUGACCAGCGGCAGUAUUAUACGCGAUAAUUCGGAAAACGAUAAAACAUCUUCGGAUAAAUCGACUUGUAAAUCUAAAUCGUCGAAAGACGUUCAUUCUCCUACAGCCUCGUUAUCGUUUCUGUUACCGCCUUCUAUUUUCGCAUCCUGCCGAGCGUUCAGUAUUCUAGAAGAGAACUCUUUCUACAAUUCGGAAGACGAUUUGAAACGAAUCGCCAUGUCGCAAAAGUAUCUAAAAACGUCCGGCUUCUAUCACCAGCAACUGACCUGGAAGGAGGCUCGCAAAUUACUAAUGCCCACUCCGGUCGGUACAUUCCUAGUGAGAGAUUCAUCCGACUGCAAGUAUCUGUACUCGUUGAGCGUGCAGACGAAAUGCGGACCUACGAGUAUCCGAAUACAUUAUUCGAAAGGAGAAUUUAGACUGGAUGCGGAUCAGAGUAUGGUCCAGUAUAUGCCCAAGUUCCCGUGUAUAAUUAAGUUGAUACAGUUUUACAUCGAUUCCACCAAGAAAUUACCGCUCAAGUGUCUGUACGACGAGAAUCAAAUAUGGAUCGAUUGCUUAGGCUUGAUUUAUUCGCAAAUAGUCGUCAAUAAACCAUUAUACGCUAAAAAUUAUUUCCCAUCGUUGAAACAUUUAAGUAGGUUAUGUAUUAAUAAACAUUUGUUGGAUCCUAAUUUAACAACUGUCGUACCUGCGCCUUCUUUUGUCGUUAAUUACCUACAAGAAUAUCCUUAUAAGUAUUAAUUUCAAUUUUUAUACGAAUACGAGUCGUGCGAGUUCGACAUUACUUACUUAUACCUACGGAGCUGUUUGAUUACUAUUUUCUCCAUUUUUUUUUGGCUCCUCGACUUUUUUCUGUUUGUGUUUCGUUUUCGUUUUCUUUUGUUGGUUUUUUUCUUCUUUUUUUUUUUGAAAAAAAAAUUAUUCAUUCAUUCAUUGUUUGUUUGUUACUUUACUUUAUAUAUGUAUACCUAUUAGAAAUUAAUUUAUUUGUACGAUAAAAUCGAACUUUGCAAAUUGGUCAGAUUUUUCCCAUUCAUCCUUUCAGAGAAAGACUGCGUUACCUUAUAAUAUUUUUGUCUUAUAUUUUAUAUGUAUACAUAUCGAGUACUUACCUUCGUAGUACAAAGAACUGACGUAUAUUUUAUGUAUCGUUUUUGUGUUUUUUUUUCUUUCAUUUUUUCGCCUCGAAGCGAGCUAAAAAUUGUCUGGAUAUGAUUAAGCAAUAAAAUGAGCAUUUUUGUAUUCAAUAGUAUUAUUAUUGUAUUUUACUGUGUACAUUAAAAUACCAUUUUGACAGUUUAA
This is a messenger RNA of Planococcus citri (citrus mealybug), 1863 nucleotides long. RefSeq names its product suppressor of cytokine signaling 2-like. Gene Ontology annotation, biological process: intracellular signal transduction; phosphatidylinositol phosphate biosynthetic process. The transcript has 2 exons. The record is from RefSeq and is a predicted model, not a curated record. Gene Ontology annotation, molecular function: 1-phosphatidylinositol-3-kinase regulator activity. Lineage: Eukaryota; Metazoa; Arthropoda; Insecta; Hemiptera; Pseudococcidae. Gene Ontology annotation, cellular component: phosphatidylinositol 3-kinase complex. Bases 289 to 1302 code for a protein of 337 amino acids.